AUGGAAUGCUUUCGACAAGUAUUUCGAUGCAUCAAAGCUCCUUUCAAGCGCGAAAGGGGAAGGGUUAUUGAAAUUGGUCCCCCAACAAACUUCCGAAAAGAAGAAUUGCCUGCUUGCUUCUCCGAUGCCGAGUCAGUUCUAUCGCCCAGCGAGAACCCGACAGCGCGACUAAAUCUGACAACACAAUCACAGGACUCUGACGUCGCAGCACAGCCACACCACGGAGAAGGACGGGAUGACGAUCGAGAUGGUGCCAAUACCAUCAUCGACGAAGGACAAGGUUCAAGGCCAUAUGCGCAGGAUGAGCGUAAGACUCUCGCAGACCGCAUCCGAGGGCAUAUGAAGGUGGCCCGUUGGUGGAGAACAAUCCCGACAAGGGGCCAUGAACACAAGGGCCCGGUCGAGUCGGUCUCGAUGGCGGAGAUGUGA
Molecule: messenger RNA, 429 nt
Organism: Penicillium soppii
Lineage: Eukaryota; Fungi; Ascomycota; Eurotiomycetes; Eurotiales; Aspergillaceae
Exons: 2
Coding region: 1-429 (142 amino acids)
Source: RefSeq, a predicted model, not a curated record